This is a messenger RNA of Bombus huntii, 2102 nucleotides long. It is a transcript of the gene Ube2g1, whose product is annotated as ubiquitin-conjugating enzyme E2 G1. The transcript has 6 exons. Gene Ontology annotation, molecular function: ubiquitin conjugating enzyme activity. Lineage: Eukaryota; Metazoa; Arthropoda; Insecta; Hymenoptera; Apidae. The record is from RefSeq and is a predicted model, not a curated record. Gene Ontology annotation, biological process: proteasome-mediated ubiquitin-dependent protein catabolic process; protein polyubiquitination. Bases 620 to 913 code for a protein of 97 amino acids.
AGCCGGAACCGUUCUCAUACCCCAAACUCGUGCGAUCUCAUCAUCGUUGUGAUUCGACCCUUGAGAUUGGCUUUUGUGAACAUUUUUUCUGUCGAAAUAUCACUUUCUCGAAACCUCUGUAACCUUAUGUGAGCACCGAUUAAGCCUUCCGUAGUCUCACGAUGGCCCUGCGCCUGAUUAGGGCGUGAAAAUCAAUACGGCUACGGAACCGUAGUGUACCUCCCAUGAAUAACUUUAACCUAGCAUUUAAUAUCGCGUUUACUAGUAGUUACAUCCGUGUCGGGUCUAAAUUUUCUUAUGAACGAUUUUCAAGCACGACGAAGGCCGUUUACGCUGUUACCGAAAAUAAUUGCAGGCAACGUUAUUUAUAGCAUUUCGCGCGUCACCGAAUACAACGCGGUUUCGACUAAAAAAAAGACAGAGAAAACCAUGCCGUGCAACGACCACCGAAGAAUUAAAUAAAAACCCAGUAGAAGGGUUUUCAGCAGGCCUCAUAGACGACAAUGACAUAUAUCAGUGGGAAGUACUCAUUAUUGGACCUCCAGACACAUUAUAUGAAGGUGGGUUUUUCAAAGCACACUUACAGUUUCCAAAAGAAUAUCCACUUAGGCCACCGAGAAUGAAGUUCAUAACAGAAAUAUGGCAUCCAAACAUCGAAAAGAACGGUAAUGUAUGCAUAUCGAUUUUACAUGAACCUGGAGAUGAUAAGUGGGGCUAUGAAAAAGCAUCAGAACGGUGGUUACCAGUUCACACAGUUGAGACUAUUCUCAUAAGUGUUAUUAGUAUGCUUGCAGAUCCUAAUGAUGAAAGUCCUGCUAAUGUGGAUGCUGCCAAAGAGUGGAGGGAAAGCUAUGCAGAAUUCAAGAGAAAGGUGGCGAGGUGUGUCAGAAAGAGCCAAGAGGAGUGUUUGUAGGAGAUGAACAAUUAUUCAAAUGGAAAGACUUAUUUAAUUCUGGGAAGCCGUAAGCACUGUAAGAAAGAAACCGACGCUCAGCAUUAAGCUAAUGGACAACAGUGCCACUAAAAACGGAUAUAGCCUGACCCAUUCUUAAGCAGAAAAAGGGAGGCAGAGUAUGUGUGACAAUAAAAGAUAAAAUCACACAUCUCUAUGAAGUUUAUACCACCGCCACUGACGUACCAUCCAUUGAUACGAAGAACAUAAAGGAAAUACACGCAGCUCACCUUUUACAUAAUAAACAACUAAAAAACUAAUUUACACAUAUACAUAAUGCAAAAAAAUUAUCUGUACGAUUAUUACCUUAAUAUUGAUAGUUAUAAACUUAACUUCCCUGUUCCUCCUGCUCAAGAGUUAGCCCUACCCUUUAUACCUAAAAGCCUGUAAUUUAAAAUGUUUACGUUUAUCAUUGAAUAAUAAUUCCUUAGUGGCGUUUCGUAUUUUCUUACUUUCGUAAAUAUACAUAAAUAAAUUUUUGUAAAGUCAAAUACAUGAUAUAUUUAUAUAUAUAUGUAUGUAUGUAUGUAUGUAUGUAUGUAUGUAUGUAUGUAUGUAUAUAUAUAUAUAUAUAUAUGCUACAAUCGUUAAACGUAAUGCCAGUAAAAAAUGAAAACGAAAUAUAUGUGAAUCAAUUGUGACAUCGUGGUAAACCUAUGUCGAUUAAGCUGUACAAUCACGGCUAUGUAAAGAAAUGUAAAAUUUCCGUUGAACCGUAAGUUGCCAAAAUAACGAAUUCUAAUUAAAGUGAUAAUAAUGCUAAUCACAAUAUUAUUAUUAGAAAUAUAUCAUUAAUUACAACUAGUAAAUUUACCAUAAAAUUUCGUACAUGCUUACAAAAACUAUACAUAUUUCAACCAGUGCCAGUUUGUGAAGUUAUUGUUAAGAUUUACCUUUUUAUUAUAUCUAAACUUGCGGUUCGAAGUCAUAAAAACAUUCAAAUUUUUUAUCCGACUAUAUAUAAUUUCAUACUGUCAAUUAAAUUCUACAAUAUGAAAAAUGUUUAUUAUAUUCCUAGAACCUGCAUUCUACUUAUGACAUCUAGUACGAAAAGAUAUUUUUAUUAUUUACCACUGAAGCAAAUUGCUUUUUUCUAUACUGUGAUUAAUUGUUUGCUUAUGUGUAAUAAAUAAUAAUACCUUAUUUUUAA